Erinaceus europaeus (western European hedgehog) is the source of this 3755-nucleotide messenger RNA. RefSeq names its product guanine deaminase (gene GDA). NCBI's taxonomy places the organism in Eukaryota, Metazoa, Chordata, Mammalia, Eulipotyphla, Erinaceidae. Gene Ontology annotation, cellular component: cytosol. Gene Ontology annotation, molecular function: zinc ion binding; guanine deaminase activity. The transcript is spliced from 14 exons. Bases 111 to 1514 code for a protein of 467 amino acids. Gene Ontology annotation, biological process: guanine catabolic process. The record is from RefSeq and is a predicted model, not a curated record.
GGUGCCGCCCCGCAGACGCCUCAGCAGCCUAGGAAGCUUGUCCUCCAGCCUUGCGCCCCACUCGCCCUGCUCGCCCUGCUAGCCUGGGACCCGCUUCGCUCGCUGCCUUCAUGUGCGCCGCCCGGAUGCCGCCUCUGGCGCAUGUCUUCCGAGGAACCUUCGUGCACUCCACCUGCACCUGCCCCAUGGAGGUGCUGCGGGACCACCUGCUCGGCGUGAGCGACGCCGGCAAGAAUGAUACAAUACCAUCUUUGUUAAAUGCAGAAGAGUAUGUCAUUAGGUAUAUAUGUCACAACUUCUUUAUUCAGUUGCCUAUCAAUGGACAUAUAUGUUGGUUCCCUAUUUUGACUAUUGCGAAUAAUACAGCUAUGAACAUGACUAGCUCAGUGGAGCAUGUGAACCUGCCCAAGCUCCUGAGUGUUGUGGACCUGACAGCCCUGCAGAGCAAAGUUUGCUUGAAACUCACAGAACUGAUAGUAGCUGCUGAGGCUCAAAGGCAUGGUGGAGAAGUGCUGGUGGAGAAGGAGUUGGGGAGGAGAACAUUAAAGAAUGGAACAACUACAGCUUGUUACUUUGGAACAAUUCACACUGACUCAUCUCUGCUCCUUGCAGAAAUUACAGAUAAAUUUGGGCAGAGGGCGUUUGUGGGCAAGGUCUGCAUGGAUUUGAACAACACUGUUCCAGAAUACAAGGAAACCACUGAAGAGUCAAUCAAUGAGACAAAGAGAUUUGUGUCGGAAAUGCUUCAAAGGAAUUACCCUAGAGUGAAGCCCAUAGUGACACCAAGGUUUUCCCUUUCUUGCUCUGAGACACUGAUGAGUGAGCUUGGAAACAUUGCGAAAGCCCAUGAUUUGCACAUUCAGAGUCAUAUAAGUGAAAAUCGAGAUGAAGUUGAGGCUGUGAAAAACUUAUAUCCCAGUUAUAAAAAUUACACAGAUGUUUAUAAUAAAAACAACCUUCUGACAAAUAAGACAGUGAUGGCUCAUGGCUGCUACCUUUCUGCGGAAGAACUGGACGUUUUCAGAGAACAAGGAGCAUCCAUCGCUCACUGCCCCAAUUCCAACUUAUCGCUGGCCAGUGGCUUUCUCAAUGUGCAAGAAGUUCUGAAACAGGAAGUGAAGGUCGGACUGGGUACAGAUGUGGCUGGUGGUUAUUCCUCCUCCAUGCUUGAUGCAAUCAGAAGAGCAGUAAUGGUCUCCAAUAUCCUCCUAGUUAACAAAGUAAAUGAGAAAGGCCUCACCCUCAAAGAAGUUUUCAGACUCGCUACUCUUGGAGGCAGCCAAGCAUUGGGGCUGGACAAAGAGAUUGGAAACUUUGAAGUAGGCAAGGAAUUUGAUGCCCUCCUGAUCAACCCUAAAGCAUCUGACUCUCCCAUUGACUUGUUUUAUGGAGACUUUGUUGGUGAUAUUUCUGAGGCUGUUAUCCAGAAGUUCCUUUAUCUAGGAGAUGAUCGAAAUAUCGAGGAGGUCUACGUGGGAGGAAAGCAAGUGGUUCCCUUUUCAAGUUCAGUUUAAGACCUUGAGUGUCUCCGAGUUCACCUGGUAUAAUAUGGUUCUGCAUCUCCCUUAUGCCCAGGUGGAGUCAGGAAGUUAAAAAUAAAUAAAUAAAUAAAAACAGUUCCUUGUUCUUGGGAUGACUAUCUCUUUAUAUGUCUAGUAACAGUAUUCAACUGACAGAUUAUUGGAAGGAAGUUAAAGUAAUUGUUAACUUCCUAGUUGAACAGGUUCAAAUUAUCUCCCUUUUGAGCUAGAGAUUUAUAUUAAGCUCACAUAAAAGGGAACACUAUUACUGGUGGUAUUCUUAAGGGAUUUAAGUAAAAUUGAUUUCAUAUCUAUAAAUAUGGAAAGGGUAAAUAUUUCUAGAAGGCCAAGUAUUUUGAGCUAAUAAAUGGGAAAAUCAGAAACCUGAAAAUGAACCAGUGAGUAUACUUGUUAUGAAAGAGGAAAAGACUGAAAAGAUAUUGGCAAAUCACUUCAGAUUUUGAAAUUAUAGACUGAGCAUACUAAUUUAAAGAGAGAGAACUUGUUGAAUUUUAAAAUGUAUUUCUAGAUUGACUUUGUGUUCUGGAAAUUUGCAUUUAAUGACAUUUUCAUGUCAGAGAUGUGUUAUUCUUGUGCUUUGCCUUUCUUAAGGUUAGCAUGUCAGAAAUUGAAUGCCACAUACUUUCUCAAUAUAGGUCUGUGCUUCAAAGUGUUUGACAGAAGUUGGGCAUUAAAGAUUUAAAGUCUUUUAGGACUAUUGUUCAUAGAACUACCUGUAAUUAACAGUUGCAUUUUUGUGUACUUCAGAAUCACCUUAGCUAAUGACUGUGUCAUGUAAUUAUUGCCUCAGUUUUAUUAUAAGUAAAACAAAUUCUCUGUUUUACUGUUGUGUAGACAGAAAUCUUUAUAAAAUGGGGAAAAUGUUUGGCAUCCAUAAUAUUUCAAUACAGAAAGUAAGGAUUUCAUUGCAAUGACCCUUCUUCCCCCAAGAACUGGGUAUACUAUAAUGGCUGGGAAUUUCAUACUAAGAUAACAAUCUGUUAGAAUCGCCAUAUUUAAAAUAAAAGAUAAACUUCAUAAAAAUUAUUAAAAGUCUUUAAACCCUGCAUAUUGGAAGAAUUCCAUUUUUCUUUUUAUUUAUUUAUUUAAGAAAUGAGACAUUAACAAAACCAUAGGCUAGGAGGAGUACAACUCCACACAAUUCCUGCCACCCAAUUUCCAUAUCCAUUUUUCUAUUUUAUCCUAUUGUUUUUUCAAUUUCUAGUAAGUUGAGUAUAUUCAAUUUUAGGUUAGUGAAAAACAGAUGCCCCGUUUAAUUGCAUUAAUAAGACUUGAUCUUAUGAGACAUCUGGGAACAUUAUACAAAGCAAAGAUUAUUUUUAUACUUCUUUAGCUAAUACAGCUUGCUUCACCAUCAUUUAUAAUUAAAAUCAAGUUGUAAGUUCUCAAUAAACCUUAAGCAAUAUUGAUGUAAAUGUUAUGUAUGCUUCUCACUUAAUUUCAAAUACAACAAACUACCAAGGAAAAUAGAUUUUCUUAAUUCAACAUAAGACAUAAAUUUAGAGCUUAGGUGUAACUCCUCAGUAUUAACUAAUAGUAGGGAUCUUUAUGUAAUAUCAUUAAUUCCAUAUUUACAGAAGAACACAGUUCCCUCUUCUGUACUUUUUUUUUUCUCAUCAUGCUAGUACAGAAAUCACUUGCCCAGUUUUGUUAUUUGCUUUAUCUUGGUUGGAUUUUUCUCUAUAUUUGUGUCUGAAUCAAUAUACCUAAAGGGAAAUGUAAAUGUAAAAUUGUGGGAGGCUAAUUUCUAUCUUUAUCCAAUUUCUAAUCUACGCCUCUGUAUUGACAGUAUCUCUAAUUCCUGAGUUAUGUCAAAGGUGCCCUGCCAAAGUUCUCCCCACUUCUCUGUAGUGCUAGCUAAUCUUUUCUGCUCUAUCACCCAAUUCCUGUCAAAGGAACUUUGUCACCUGAUGUCUACUCCAAAGGAGUGUCUAAUUCAUGUUGAGACUGGGUAAGAUGUGCAAAAGUCACUAAUCAGUAGCAGUUUUGUUCCAGCCUUUGAAAGACUCUACUUUGACCUUCCUUAAAGAUGUAUUUUUGAUGUUAACUAUCAGACUUCAUUUAGAUUUAGGAUUCAUGUGUAGCUAAACAUAAGUAUAGCAUCAGAGCAGAAAGAAUGGCCAUAUACAAUCAAUCUGUCACACAUUAAUAUAGCAGUGAUAGUAUGUUAAGACCUGAAUAUUUUUUCUAAUAAAAAUAGUGUGUUGAACUGUU